Molecule: messenger RNA, 2209 nt
Organism: Diospyros lotus (date-plum)
Lineage: Eukaryota; Viridiplantae; Streptophyta; Magnoliopsida; Ericales; Ebenaceae
Product: aspartyl protease family protein 2-like
Exons: 1
Coding region: 111-1511 (466 amino acids)
Biological process (GO): proteolysis
Molecular function (GO): aspartic-type endopeptidase activity
Source: RefSeq, a predicted model, not a curated record
UACCCCACCAGGCAGUGGCAGGCAGCAGGCUUACCCUUUUGUCUCCCCUUUUAUUUAUUUAUUUAUACUCCCCACAUCUCACCUCCAUCGUCUCCUUCAGUGCUUCUAAAAUGGCCCCUAAAGCCGGAGCUGCGCUCUUUUCCUUCUUCCUCCUCCUCCUCCUCCACUCCGCUUCCUCCGGCUUAUCCCUGGAAUACCAUGCUCUGGCUUUGCGGUCCCUCCCCAGCCCAAAUCCCCUUUCGUGGAUCGACCAAGAAUCUGAAUCCGAAUCUGAGGACGAAGAAGCCACCCUCUCCGUCCAGUUACACCACCGGGACUCUCUCUUCUUCAAUGCCACCCCAGACAGGCUCUUCGCCCUCCGCCUCCAACGCGACGCCGCGCGCGCCAAAAAGCUCGCCGCCGCCGUCAAGCGCGCCGUUAUCGGAACCGGCGACUUCAGCAGCUCCGUGAUCUCGGGCCUCGCCCAGGGCAGCGGCGAGUAUUUCACGCGCCUGGGCGUCGGCACGCCGCCCAAGUACGUCUACAUGGUGCUCGACACCGGCAGCGACGUUGUUUGGAUCCAGUGCUCCCCCUGCCGGCAAUGCUACUCCCAGUCCGACCCGGUCUUCGACCCCACCAAGUCCUCGUCGUAUGCCAACGUCCCGUGCGGCUCGUCCCUCUGCCGCCGCCUCGACUCGCCUGGCUGCAACCAGCGCCGGAUGUGCCUCUACCAGGUCUCCUACGGCGACGGCUCGUUCACUGUUGGAGAGUUUGCCACCGAAACGAUGACGUUUCGGAGGAGUCGAGUCGACCAGGUUGCCAUUGGAUGCGGCCACGACAACGAAGGCUUGUUCGUCGGAGCCGCCGGGUUGUUGGGUCUGGGCCGGGGGAAGCUCUCAUUCCCCAGUCAGGCUGGAGCCCGGUUCGGCCGGAAGUUCUCGUACUGCAUGGUGGACCGAUCGGCUUCUUCCAAACCGUCUUCCAUUGUCUUCGGCGGCUCGGCGGUUUCGCGAAACGCCAUGUUCACACCGUUGCUCACGAACCCGAAGCUCGACACUUUCUACUACGUCCGGCUCACCGGCAUCAGCGUUGGGGGCGCCCGAGUCCGGGGCAUUACGACGUCGCUUUUCGAGCUCGACACCGAGGGGAACGGCGGCGUCAUCAUCGACUCGGGCACGUCCGUGACCCGCCUGACCCAACCCGCGUACGUGGCAAUGCGCGACGCAUUCCGGGCCGGAGCGUCCCACCUGAAGCAGGCGCCCGACUUCUCCCUGUUCGACACGUGCUUCGACCUCUCCGGGAAGACGGAGGUGAAGGUCCCGACGGUGGUGAUGCACUUCGCCGGAGCAGACGUGUCGCUGCCAGCGUCGAAUUAUCUCAUCCCCGUGGACACCAAGGGCACCUUCUGCUUUGCCUUCGCGGGCACGAUGAGUGGGCUAUCCAUAAUCGGGAACAUCCAGCAACAGGGUUUCCGGGUCGUGUACGAUGUGGCGGGUUCCCGGAUCGGGUUCGCUCCUGGCGGAUGCGCUUGAUUGGCUUCUACUGUGCGGCCUUGUUUGGAUGGAGGGAAAAAUUCUUUCCCGGCUAGGGUUUCUGCUUUUCUUUUUUUAUUUUUUUGGGUUUUCUUGAGGAGCCAGCCAGCCAAAUACCUGCAAAAGGAGGCAAAGAUUGAAACUUGCAAGCUCCAAGUGGUUUGUCUGUUGUAUUACUUAUCCCAACCCUAAUUUAGUGUUCUAAUUAAUUAAUACAGGGUUUAGGGUAAAGAUGAACCAUGAAUAUUAAUGGAACCACCCUUACCCUUACAUUGGAUGAACAGAAGAGAUGAUCUGAUGAUCAUUUUACUAACACAAUCAUUCGUCAAACCCUCAGCAGACAGAGACAGAUUCUCAUGGCGGCGGGCUGGGGCAGAGUCAACAUGAGUGGGCACCGAUUGCCGAAAUCUGCGUCGAAACUCGUGGGACUGGGAGCAUCUGCAUCUGCCCCUGUUCCCUGUUGCAACACACUUGGUACUUAUUAUUUUAUGCAUGUUUAUGUUUUGUUGGUCAUAACAACUACGAACGAUGAUAAGAAUCCUUCCUUCCUUUCUUCCUUGGUCUGUUCAAUAAUAUAAGUUAGUUAGUGUGAUAUUAAUGCAAUUAGAUAGCGCCUCUUGGUGCUGGGUGUUGGGUCCUGAUAUCCCAUGAAAUCUGCAUCCAUAUUGCAAUCCAACAUAUUAUAUAUAAUAAUGCAU